Parnassius apollo (apollo) is the source of this 396-nucleotide messenger RNA. The record is from the annotation of a GenBank genome assembly. NCBI's taxonomy places the organism in Eukaryota, Metazoa, Arthropoda, Insecta, Lepidoptera, Papilionidae.
AUGCAAAAUAUUCCAAAAACCAAACUUGAUACAUACUUGACCAAGGUGUGUUUACUCCUGUUGGUCGCCGCCUCAGCUUACGGCGCAGAAGAAAAGAAGAACGAGAAGCGUGGUCUACUCGGCCUGGGCUACGGUCUUUCGUCAGCUCCGCUGAUCAGCCACGGCUACUACGGUCAUGGUUUAGGCCUCUACAACCACGGUCUCGACUACGGAAUCGGCCUGGGUGGUCAUGACCUCGGCUUGGGUCUCGGUGGUCACCAAAUUAUAGCUUCUGCACCUGUUAUCAGCCAUAGCGUGUACAGUGCUCCAAUUUUGGACCACGGUUUGUACGGAGGCAAACUGAGCUAUGGAGCUCCUCUUUUGGGUCUUGGGCAUGGGCAUUUGGGGUGGCAUUAA